This is a messenger RNA of Malurus melanocephalus (red-backed fairy wren), 817 nucleotides long. It is a transcript of the gene PPIE, whose product is annotated as peptidylprolyl isomerase E. Gene Ontology annotation, molecular function: RNA binding; peptidyl-prolyl cis-trans isomerase activity. The record is from RefSeq and is a predicted model, not a curated record. NCBI's taxonomy places the organism in Eukaryota, Metazoa, Chordata, Aves, Passeriformes, Maluridae. Gene Ontology annotation, biological process: protein peptidyl-prolyl isomerization; protein folding.
CGCGAUGGCGGCCACCAAGCGGGUGCUGUACGUGGGCGGGCUGGCCGAGGAGGUGGACGAGAAGGUUCUGCACGCCGCCUUCAUCCCCUUCGGAGACAUCACCGACAUCCAGAUCCCGCUGGAUUACGAGACGGAAAAGCACCGGGGAUUCGCCUUUGUGGAGUUCGAGCUGGCAGAGGAUGCAGCAGCAGCUAUUGACAACAUGAACGAGUCCGAGCUCUUUGGCCGCACAAUCCGGGUGAACCUGGCCAAACCCAUGAGGAUUAAAGAAGGAUCAUCCAGGCCUGUCUGGUCAGAUGAUGAAUGGCUGAAGAAGUUUUCAGGGAAGACUUUGGAGGAGAACAAGGAGGAGGGAGGAGGAGAAGCCCCCAAAGCAGAGGCGCAGGAGGAUGAACCUCCUGCCAAGAAAUCCCGGGUCAACCCGCAGGUUUUCAUGGACAUCAAGAUUGGGAACAAACCGGCGGGGCGGCUGCGGAUCCUGCUGCGCUCCGACGUGGUGCCCAUGACCGCGGAGAAUUUCCGCUGUCUCUGCACCCACGAGAAAGGGUUUGGCUUCAAAGGCAGCAGCUUCCACCGGGUCAUCCCCCAGUUCAUGUGCCAGGCUGGGGAUUUCACCAACCACAACGGCACCGGUGGCAAAUCCAUCUAYGGCAAGAAAUUUGAUGAUGAAAACUUCAUUCUCAAGCACACAGGGCCAGGUAAAACCAUCUGCAGGAGGGACUGGAGAGAAAAUGUCUCAGCAUCGUGCAGGGACCAAAUUUGGGUUGUUUUGGCCAUGUUGAUAGCAGCAGCCCUGAAUUAUAAUUGGUUGUUUUGA